Molecule: messenger RNA, 1794 nt
Organism: Emys orbicularis (European pond turtle)
Lineage: Eukaryota; Metazoa; Chordata; Testudines; Emydidae
Gene: FRMD3
Product: FERM domain containing 3
Exons: 14
Coding region: 1-1794 (597 amino acids)
Cellular component (GO): cytoskeleton
Molecular function (GO): cytoskeletal protein binding
Source: RefSeq, a predicted model, not a curated record
AUGUUCGCCCCCUGCGAGUGCAUGAGGAGAGGCGGCAGGAGGACCAUGAAAAUGAUCCGGUUCCGGAGCUCGAGCAUCAGGUCCCUGAGCCAGGAGAUGAAAUGCACCAUCCGGCUGCUGGACGACUCCGAGAUCUCCUGCCAUAUCCAGAAGGAGACCAAAGGUCAGUUUCUCAUAGAUCAUAUCUGCAACUAUUACAGCUUACUGGAAAAAGACUAUUUUGGCAUUCGAUAUGUCGACCCUGAGAAACAGCGGCACUGGCUUGAGCCCAACAAGUCUAUCUCCAAGCAAAUGAAAUCUCAUCCACCAUAUACCAUGUGCUUUAGAGUGAAAUUCUACCCACAUGAACCUUUGAAGAUUAAAGAAGAGCUCACCAGAUAUCUUUUGUAUCUACAAAUAAAAAGGGACAUUUUCCAUGGUCGUUUGCUGUGCUCUUUUUCUGAUGCUGCCUACCUGGGUGCCUGUAUUAUCCAAGCUGAGCUCGGUGAUUAUGAUCCUGAUGAACACCCAGACAAUUACAUUAGCGACUUCAAGAUUUUUCCCAAACAAUCACAGAAGCUGGAAAAGAAAAUUGCUGAAAUACAUCAAAAUGAAUUCAGUGGACAGAGCCCAGCUGUUGCUGAAUUUAAUUUACUACUGAAAGCACAUUCUUUGGAAACCUAUGGUGUUGAUCCCCAUCCUUGCAAGGAUUCAACCGGGACCACUACUUUUUUAGGAUUCACAGCAACGGGCUUUGUAGUUUUCCAGGGAAAUAAAAGAAUUCAUUUGUUAAAAUGGGCUGAUGUUUGUAAAUUGAAAUUUGAAGGGAAGACAUUUUAUGUGCUUGGAGCUCAGAGAGAGAAAAAGGCUAUGUUGUCAUUUCAUACCUCUACACCAGCAGCCUGCAAGCAUCUUUGGAAGUGUGGGGUGGAGAACCAGGCUUUUUAUAAGUAUGCAAAAUCAAGUCAGAUCAAGACGAUGUCCAGCAGCAAAAUAUUUUUUAAAGGCAGUAGAUUUCGAUAUAGUGGAAAGGUCGCCAAAGAGGUUGUUGAAGCGAGUUCUAAAAUCCAGAGAGAGCCUCCUGAAGUGCACAGAACCAGCAUUCCUCAGAGUCGUAGCUCUCAUUCCUUGAAUAAACAACUCAUAAUCAAUAUGGAACCACUACAGCCCCUCCUCCCUUCUCCAAGUGAGGAAGAAGAGGUUUCUUUAGAUGAAGGUAUCCAGCUGCCUAAGGAAGAUGAAAUCUCCAUACCUGUGAUAUCUAAUUCCCCUGCUAAGGAUGCUGGGGAGAGUGUAGAUCUCACCAAUGAAGAGGAAGAGAAGAUCAAAGAGGAACCUUUAACCAUCUCAGAACUGGUGUACAACCCAAGUGCCAGCUUGCUGCCCACCCCAGUUGAUGAUGAUGAGAUUGACAUGCUCUUUGACACCCCAUCAAGAGCAGAGAAUGAGAGAGAAGAUACAGAUUCAUUUGAGGAACUGGAAGCGGAUGAAAAUGCGUUUUUGGUUGCUGAGGAAGAGGAGCUGAAAGAAGCCCGUAGAGCACUUAGGUGCAGUUAUGACUUUGUAAUGGGCAACAUGCAGGUAAAUGCCUUUGUGAAGAGUUUCUCCAGGCUUCUUUUUGUAGGCCUUGGACUGUUAUUGUUUGUGUUUCCACUCCUCCUUGUCCUCUUGGAGUCGGACCUUGAUAUCUCCUUUCUUCAUGAAAUCCGUCAGACGCCAGAGUUUCAGCAAUUUCACAUUGAAUAUUACUGUCCUCUUAGGCAGUGGGUGGCUUGCAAAAUAAACUUCAUUUGUGACAUGCUGGGAAACUCUUAA